Ixodes scapularis (black-legged tick) is the source of this 8258-nucleotide messenger RNA. RefSeq lists its product as uncharacterized. Gene Ontology annotation, cellular component: nucleus. Lineage: Eukaryota; Metazoa; Arthropoda; Arachnida; Ixodida; Ixodidae. The record is from RefSeq and is a predicted model, not a curated record. Gene Ontology annotation, molecular function: transcription cis-regulatory region binding. The coding region runs from base 355 to 7305 and encodes 2316 amino acids. The transcript has 7 exons. Gene Ontology annotation, biological process: regulation of transcription by RNA polymerase II.
GUUAGGGGGCUGUCUUGAACUUCUUGAAGUGGUGGGAUGAUGGCAGCGGGCCGCAUUUUACAGCGAUUGCUUCGGAGCAGAUAUUUGCGAUCAAAGUGAGCGGUAGUGGUCGGCGGCGACGUUGUGAUGCGUGCGAGCCAGUCGGGACCAGGCGCGUGGUCGCGCUGGUCGCGCUUCGAGCCGAAUGUUUCGCCGUGCGCGUUUGUGUGUUUUCUUCCGUAGGUCACCUCACCGUGGUUCUCCGCCGAGUACUAUGCAUUCCGGAUAUGAUACUUCUCCUUGAUCCAAUGAGAUUCCGCCAUCAUACAAUCUGGAUCCAAUGGGAACCCUUCAUUUCAACGUUUAGCCAAUGAGAUGCCCGAACGCUUCGUGACAAGCCCAGAUCUCAAUAUGGCGGCCGUGUCAGCCGCUCCGACCACAGAAAGAUGCGAAGCGAUCUCGAUGGAUUCAGUGCACUUUUCGCCAGAGCGGCUGUGGAGACGAUUGGGGGACAGGAGGCCCUCGAUUGCACAGCAGGAGUUCCUGCGUUUCCUGGGCGACUCCGACAACGAAUCGGGCCGGGACGCCGGGGAGCGCGUAAUGUCUCUCGUCUCUUGCUGGGCCACCCUGACGUCCUGGUAUCGCGCUCUGCCCUAUGAGGACGCCGCUCGGGUCCUCUCGCUGGAGACGUUCAAGUUCGUCAGCGCGUCCUCUGCCGACAUCCCCGAGGUCCUGAAGGAGGAGCUGCUCGAUGCCAUCACCAGCUGCUGUAGCGUCCUGGGGCCAAUGGUGAUCCCCUUCUCGUCCGUGUGCGACGUCCUGCUGACGGCCACGACUUCGCCCGGCAAGGGCUCGCUGCUGAAGAGGCUGCUCGAUGCCACGGACCCUGAAGCCUGCAUUCUUCUGUCCAAAGCGGUGUGCUCUGAGGGAAACCUGCUGAACCACCUGGAGUGCCUGCGCUUCUGGGAGCAGGACAGCGUCGUGGAGGCCCUGUGCCGAGAGCAGCUGGCGCGGGUGGCGCGCAGGGGGAGCGCCGAGGGGAGGUCGGAAGAGGACCACCUGGACCUCGAGAGGGUGGAGGGGGCCCUCGAGGGCCAGGAGUUCCUCGAGCAGCUGCUGUGUGUCCUCUACCGGCAGCGGAGGAUAGAGGAGCUCUGCACCGAGACGUCUCAGUACACCUGCCACCAGGCGGUGCAGCUGAUCCGGGGGACCAAGGAGCGGGCCCAGCGGAUGCCCGGGCAGCGGGACUCCGAGCGGCUGGACGUGGCGGAAGCCCUGGCCCACGUGUUCCUGGUGCGGGACCUGCUGGUGCCCUCGCCCUACUGCUGCACGCGGGACCUGAUGGGGCUCUGGUGCGAGCUGCAGGCUCUGCAGGGACACCGCACGGGGGAAGUGGCCAGGGCCGCCUUGAGGCUGGUGGUGCCCCACGCUGCCACCAGCGCUCACUUCUACCUCUUCUCGGACGUCCUCUGGGAACACUUUGGCCUGAGGCUGCUCCCCGUCUACCUGGACUUCUUUGUGCGGGGCCUCACAACGGACAUUAACACAAUGCAGAAUGCCCUCCACCGCGAAAACUGGCCCAGCGUGCGUGAGAUGGAAAUCCACCUGUCCAACGUCUAUCUCAAGCUGUCCACGCUCUUCUCGAAUUCCCCUCUGCUUUGCCGCGAGUGCGUCCUGAGCGCAUUUGCGUUGGACCCAACAGAGGAGCGCCUCGAACAGCUCAACCAGUUGACCCUCAGUGUGCGACAGACGGAGGAGAUGGCCGGGCCAUCGCACGAGCCGGGGGAACGGAACGGACGGGCGUGUCGCUGCGGGGGGAGGUGCACGGACGAGCCCGUGUUGCAGACGACGAGUUCGGCGCGUCGCGACGGCCGGCCAGAGUAUGAGAUGGACUUCUGGCACCCCGUGUUAGAGUUGGGGCUAUCUGGGGUGCCUUACCUGCUCCUCAAGGACUUUGUGACAGUGUUGGAGUGCGUGCGUCCACGCAGCGUCCACUUGUGCUCGGACUGGCGACGCUACAUGGAGCUGUUCGAGAGCCGAAGACAGGGGCUGGGGCAGGGGAGGCCUCAGUCGAGUCCAGAAGAGUACUGUGGCAGUGCGGACAGCGAAACAGACUCUCCGUCGGAGAAUGAGGAGGAAGAGCGCAAGACUCAGGAGCAGAUCCAGAAGUUGAUAGAGAGCACCGCGGCGGGUUUUCCACCCAAGCGGAGGGACAAGCGCAGAGCCAAUGCCAAGUGCAAGUCGUCGCGGAAGAAGAAGAAAGGGUCCCGCAAGCGCAAGAAGGAAGUGAGGGCACAAGGCAAGGGACCGGGGAAUGAGGACGCCCUCGCAGAAGGCGAGGGCGGGCCCAGCACAGCUCCUAAGGACGUUCCGAGAGUUAAAAAGAAGAGCAAGAAGAAAGGGUCCCAUCGAAAGAAAGAGGAAGAGGGUGCACCACCGCCGGUGCCAGAGGCGAGCAGUGCUAACAGCGGAGGCUGUCUCGAGAGCCUCAGGGUCAUCUUGGAGCGUUUUGACCGCCUUUCGGGCGUGAGCGACAAGCCGCCAGCGGACGGGACGAGUGGGCCUUGCGUCGUGCCAUCAUUGUCUCUCCCCAACAUCUCAAUGCUCCGGUUAGACGAGAAGAUUGAACAGCCACUACCGCACCCCUUGGAGGCAGACCAGCCUCUGCCUCUCCCGGAGGGUCCCCUGGGGGAGUCUUUGCAGAGGGUGAUGGAUGCAUUUCAGAGUGGUCUGGCCAAGACGCCCUUGAAGAGGUUCCUCAAGUUCCAGACCCGGAGACCCACCUUCACGACCAAGAAGGCAGUGCCCGUCAAGGUCUCCAUGCGGACAUCCAAGUCACAUUGUCCCGUGCCCCCUAUAAUCAAGUCCCCCCUGAGCACUAGGGCAACUACUUCCAUGACUGCACCGGUGGCAACUAUAGUGACAGCGCGGCCGAUCAAGGUCACGAGGACAGUGGUUUCUGGCGGUACGGUGAAGCCCACCAUAAUCAAGUCCAGCUUUGCCAAGGCCACUAUUGCCAAGGCCAACGUGGUCGGCCCCAGCCUGAUAAACCCCGACAUGGUGCAGCCUAGUGCAAUAAAGGCGAGCGUGGUGAAAACCAGCUUGGUGAAGCCCAGCAUUGUGAAGGCCACCGUGGUAAAAUCUAAUGCGGGUCAGGUAUCGGCAAUGGUCACGGGGCCAGCGGCACUGGCCCCGGCAACAGCUGGUACCUCCGCAGCCAGUACAGUUUGUGCGGCCCAUUCCGAAUUUUUGGCACCUGUUACCAGUGUCGUCAAGCCAGUCGUUGCGGUACAGCCACCUUCUUCACCCGUACCGGCCUCCCUGCAGGCAACUAUUGCCCCAACGCCCAUUGCUCCAGCACCCAUUGCUCCAGUGCCCAUAGCCCCUGCAGCGGUUUCAUCUGUGUUGGCACCGAGAAUCCUUCCCUCCGUACAACCAACGCCGGUUCUUCAGAGUCCUCAGGCAGUCGUUCCUCCAAGAGCUGUAGCGAUUAUGCAGAAGAGUGUGCAAAACAUUGCCCCGCAGCAACCUACAAUGUCCCAAACGGUUCCACGGGUGGCGCUCGUGACCACAACGGCAGCGGCAACGUUGGCGACCAGCUGUGCACCCCAAAUGGCAUCCUGUUCCUCGGUGGUGACGACCAUGUCUGCCGAGAGUGCCGCUCACGUCUUCAGUCAGCUGAAGCAGGGGCAAGCCACGGUGCUUCGAGUGCCCGUUUACUCGCGUGCCAUGCAGCAAGGGCAGCAGGGUGGGGUGAAGUCGGAAGGCCCGGGCGUCUGCAUGCUGCCGAUGAAGUUCCUCAACGCGGCCAUGCUCUCUGGGCAGGACAAGGUAAUCAGCAUCGGGAACCAGAAGAUUGCUAUCAACUCGCUGCCGAACCUGAUCGCAGCCGCGACUGCCAGCAGCACGGGAGCCGCUACCAUGACCACGACGAUGGCCGGCACCGUUGUGAGCAGCUCGGGGGGAGGCAUGAUGACGGCCAAGAUGAUGCCGGCCAUGGUUGCAGGUGGGCAGAAUGUGCAGCAAAUGCUUCCGCAGAUGGUUCGCCUUAAUACCCUCGGGGGUGGCAUCCAGAUGAGCGGUGCCAAUGCCACCGUUCUUUCGGCCGACCAACUGGCAGGACAGCCCGGAAUGGCAAACUUGGCGGCACUCACGGUGCCUCUUCAGGGGGGCCUCAUGGGAGGACGUGUCAUUGCAGGCAAGAUUAUGAUUCCCGUCAACAGUCUCCUGCAACAAGGAGCUACCUUGUCAACAGGCACUGGCAUGCCCAUGAUCAUCCUUAAAAACCAGCCUUCACAGGCCAAGAUAAUGACGGAUGUCUCAGGUCUGGCACAACAGGUUCAGCAACAAGUUCAACAGCAAGUUCAGCAGCAGCAGGUGCAGAUCCAGCAACAUAUUCAAGUGCAGCAGGUUCAGCAACAAGUUCAGCAGCAAGUCCAACAAGUUCAACAACAGGUUCACCAGCAAGUUCAACAACAACAAGUUCAGCAACAGGUUCAGCAGCAAGUUCAGCAGCAGGUCCAGCAACAGCUGCAGGCUAAUGGAAGUCCGGUGGUUGUCUCUACCGGUGCAACUGUCGGAGUUCCGCUGGCCAUCUCUACCACUGCCUCGUCAAAUGCCACAAUCAUCAAGAAGACCUGGAUGCCCAUCCGAAGCAAGCCGGGUGCCAUGGAGUACCGGAAAGUGUGCAACAUGCCCCCCGUGAAGGUCACAAGGGCCAAGUUUCUGGCUCCUGUGUCUUCGCAGCAGCUCCCCAUCGUGUACACCAGUCCUCAGGCUCCAGUGUCCGUCACUAGCGCGACUCGGGUGGUCUCUCAGCCCAUGUGCAAGACCAUUCCAUUCACCGGCAUGCCCGGGGUAACGCACCUCACAGUUCCUACGGUCCAGAUGGGGAUGCCGAUGACGGUGGUGUCUUCCAGCUCGAUGGUGGGCCAGCAAUUGUCUGUGCCGGUCGCCCCGAAGGUGGUGACGCGUCAGGUGACGGUGCCGAUUGCCAAGCUGUUGCAGAAGCCGACCUCUACCGUUUACAAGGUGGCGGACGGACACACGCCUAUCCUCCCAGCCCCAAGCGUCCUCUGCACACAGCCGACAGUUCAGGUCGUGCAGACGUCGCAGGCGACCACGGUGGCUGCCGUUCCUGUUCCCAUCAGACCGCGUGAGGAAUCUGUUCCCACGGACGCACCGAAGGCGACGACGCCUGGCGAGGCCGUCCCCGUCGCUUCUUCUACGCCCAAGACUGCUGCCGUUCCGAGCCAGCGUCCGACAGAAAUCCAGUUCCCCCUGCCGGAAGAUUUGGUGGAUCCGAGUCCGAGUGGAGCGACGUACGUUCCGGUCAACAGUGCGGAGCUGAUGCCGACGGGACGUACGGAGAAACAGCAACGAGAAGAAGAGGAGACGGCGAGAGCCCAUCGUCGGCGCAAGGCGCUCCUCGCCGCAAAAGCAAAAGGGGCGCCGCCGGCUGCGCCCAAGCCCCUCUCGCAGUCCAUGUCAAAGUCCCUGGCUUCGAUCUGUGAUGCCGUCCGUUCCAGUCUCCUCUUCUUCGAGGAUGCCAAGGACAGGGUGGAUGCACAGGCCACCAUCAAGGAGUGUCAAGACUACGAGCUGGACUACUGGAGCGACGACUCUUCCAACUGCAGCGUGGAGGACUUGUUUGAGGAGAAGGCGCUGCUGCGCCGCCUAGAGCACGAAGAGGAGCUGAACAGCAUCCUCUAUGUGUCAGAUUCAGUGGCAUCCGAGCCGGACUGCGACGCCUUUCCCUGGUCUAGUCAGUCCUCGAUGCUGCUGGACCAACUCAACUCCGACGGCGACGCGAGGGACACCAUGACGCCCUCUUCCGUCGCCGACAGCCUCGCGGAGGUCUCUGACCGGCAGGCCAAGAAGUCUCAUAAAGCCAAGAAGUCUCACAAGGCCAAGAUGUCCCUGCAGGAAAAUGGGCUCCAGUCGCCUUCUAAGUUCUCGUGCGACCGCUGCAGGCGAGGGUUCUUCUCCGCCUACAACCUGCGUCGACACCAGAAGAACGUCCACAAGAUGGAGUUCAAGUCGUUCCACCCCUCCUCGAUUGGCAGAGACACCCCAUCUCCCCAGCACCGCCCGGUGCCGUUGUCGAAACAGCCCGUUGCCGCGGCAUCCGGCGGCCAGAGAAGGGCCAUCACAACGUACCCCGCACACAAGUCGUCGUCUCCGCAGCUGCCAGCUGCUUCUAAGCGGACGCUGUUCGACGCCGCUCUUGCGGACCAGGACGAAGAGAGCUCGAGCCCGGAGAAGCUGUUCUGCGCCCACUCGGAGGAACAGAGGCUCUCGUUCGAGAGUUCGGCGGUGCCAUCCGACUCGGAGGAGAGUCCGCUGUACGGCAUCAAGGACGAGCCUUCGGAGCACGGCAUGGAGUCGCUCAUCUGCGACAAUGCCUCGUUUGACGUCAUCCAGCAAACCCCACUGGACUUUUAUCCGGAAAAGCGGGACCGCCCUGAGCUGUCCCUCUCAAGCGUGGUCGCAGGAGGCAGCGGCGGCAGCGGCGCAGCGAGGUCACAGGGGCGCAAAACGUACGGCUCCUCCAAGAGGGCUGGAGGAGAGGGUGGGGGCUCUCCUGAGGAGCUCUCCAAGAACCUGGACCCGGCGGACAUCUUGGAGUCGCUCGAAGUGGCCAAGAUGUCCGGGUGGUCGUCGGCAAACAGCCCCCUGGUGGACGCGGCGGGCGCCAUGAGCGUGAAGCUGGAGUUCAAGGACGAGGACGCCGUGUCUCGGUCGGCGUUGGAGUCGCUACUCGGGAAGGCGGGAGGGGUGAACCACAGUGGCGGUGAAGGCCAGGACGACAUUGAUGACAUCCAGCCGACAGUCCAGCACAUGGGGGUCUCGGACGGCAAGGAGGAGGAUGAGGGACAGGGCUCGGAGCCUUGGAACGACCUGUCGGCAGACCAGGCGGCGCUCCUCGAAGACAUCAAGGCGGUGGAGUCGCUUGCAGAGUACGGUACAGACAGCCUUGACUUUUUUGUGGCACCCCGGAAUGUGAUGACGAUGGAAGAUCAGGGGGACUUGCUCGGCUUUGCCGACGGGUCGCCGCCCAUGGGCGAGGACCCUGGGGAGGAGGGGGAGGAGGAAGAGGAUAUGGCCGAGGCACAUCUUCCCGAUGGGAAGAUGCUUAGCGUGAAGACGGAACCGGAGGAAGAGGCCAAACCGUGCACGAGCCACUGCCGCACGAGGGCACGCGAGACGUCCAUCAAGCGCAGCUGCCCGUGCUGCGAGGACAGUUCUCCGAGGAGGCGACUCACCCGCAGUUCUUCAUCCGGGGGCAAGACGCGGUCGUCUGCGAAGAAAGUGCGGACGAGGUGAUUGGCUUUUUCAAAGCCUGCGGUUAAACGGACCGAGGAGCCCGCUUUCGGCGGCAGCAAUGUCGGGGACGAGUUUGAAACCUGCCUGUGAUAGCAGUGCAUUUGACCAAAGUGUGGAUGCGGAGGGUGGGAGCACGCCAGUGUCGAGCGAGACGGCGUGGUCAGAGUCAUGGGAUCGGCGAGGAGCUCUUGCCGCCUGGCAGAGGUCCGGGUACUCCGGGGGUGUUCUAUACAUAGAAACAAGCUCUCCUCUGCGACAUUUUCCAUAGGCCAGAAUUUUUUUUUUAUUGUUGUUACGUUCCCCUUACUCUUUGUUGCGUAUGAAAUGCCUGCUGCGAUAACGGAACCAAAUGGUGCGUGGAGACUGUCCAGUAUCGUGAGAGAGUUGUACAAACGGAGGCUCUGAAUUUGUGUCGGGCAGUGGGUCUAUUUUGGAACUGUUUGCUUCGAAGUUAACUUAUGACAUAGUACUUGUAAUUUAUUUUUAUGUUGGCAGCCCAUUUUCUUUUUGUGUUUCUCGCCGCUGCCACAAAGUACUGCUUGUGUCAAAGCCCCAUGUUUUCUUUUAAGAUGGAACUUGCCGCAGUUGUCAACCUUAAAUUGUGCAAGUACAUAGUGUAGAUUACUAGAUAAUGCCAUUUUUAAGUAUCCUCAUCCACAGUUCUGACGUUAGGGAGCAGGUUGUGACUUGACGGAUAAAGUCAUUCCCUUGUGGCUAGCAGAAGGCUUGCAAUGCCCUAAAUGUUGAUUGGAGUGUUACCGAGGCUGGUGGAUUGGGUGGUAAACGUGCGUGCUUUUAACAUAUGUAAAUACUUCCAAAGAAUCAUUUUCUUGAAAAAGGUGCUUUCUUUUGCAGGCUAAGAACUGCACUUGUACAUAUGGUUGCUUCAGAUAUUGUUCUUCAGAGACACUGUAUAAUACUUGUCACAAUACAAUAAACUUUUUAAUCUAUAA